AGACAAUAUUAUUAGUGAGCAGCUCUAUGAUCUCCUCACAAUCUCCAGGGAAUGAGCAGUAGCAGCACAAGGUGCCCCCAAGUGUGAGUGAGCAGUCUGGGAGUCUGUGGGCGGCUUCCUCUUCCCCUCACUCCUCCUCUUCCCUGUGUGGCUCGUGCCUGCCCUCAGCUCCUUGUCCUGCCUGUGCCGCCGCCUGGCUGCUCCGUGUCUCGGGCUGAGGCUUGUGCUCUUGUCUGCGGGAAGAACAGGAAAUCAAAGUGCCUCCAUAAUGGAAGUGGAUAUUAAUGGCGUUAAUAGGACUAACAAUUCAGUUCCCAGUACAGCAGAAGGGAGUUCUCCGUCCAAGCCAGAUCCAGAGAAACCUCGCUGCUCUAGCACACCUUGUUCUCCAAUUCGCCGGACUGUGUCGGGCUAUCAGAUCCUGCACAUGGAUGCCAAUUUCUUGGUUGGCUUUACUACCGGCGGGGAGCUUUUAAAACUAGCUCAGAAAUGUGCAACCACUGAAGAAACUCCUGGCGAGUCAUUGCCAGCUUUUCGCUCCAAGCAGUUGGAAUCUGGACUUUCUCGCUCGUCUCGGAUAUACAAAGCAAGAGGGCGGCAGUUCCAGCCAUAUGAUAUCCCGGCCGUCAAUGGAAGAAGACGAAGGCGAAUGCCAAGCUCAGGUGAUAAGUGCAAUAAAGCUGUUCCAUAUGAACCUUAUAAAGCUGCCCAUGGCCCUUUGCCACUUUGUCUACUUAAAGGUAAAAGAGCCCACUCAAAGUCUUUGGACUACCUCAAUCUAGAUAAAAUGAACAUCAAGGAGUCUGCCGACACGGAAGUGUUACAGUAUCAGCUUCAGCACCUUACUCUGAGAGGGGAUCGUGUGUUUGCCAGGAAUAAUACAUGAAGACACUUGAGUCAUUUAGCUCCAAUAAGUCCACGUCACUGCACAGAGAAUCACUGGUCAAAACGAUAUUGUGCUAUACUAUGUGUGUAAUAGGUUUUUCCUUGCAGUGGAGGCAAAGCUAAGGUUAUAAUAUAUACAGUGCUGCACCUCAACAUAACUGGAAACCAGGUAGAUCUGGAAUACGGAACAUCGUUUCUGUCACUAGGUAAUCGGGAUUGGUUAAGAUCAAGCCAUUCUGACUAUCGCUCUCUUGGAUUUCGACAGCACCGUAGUAACUACUAUAUGAUUUGCUUCAGGCAGGAGAAUAUUCAUCCUAUCAAAGCUCCUAUGAAUUUUACACUAGAACUAAUGAUGUGGGUAGUCAAGUGGAGUUUAGUAUUAAUUUAAAAUAUAUGUUGGUGAAUAAGUCUUAUUUUGGUACUGAAUAAAUUGACUUUGUUUUUGUUAAAACUUUUGGUAACUAAAAAGUGGAUUUGGGGCAUUUCAGAGUUAGGUGGAUGAUGAUUUAGCGUAGCGCAGUUGUGUACAAUAUACCCAGCACCUUUGAUCUUGAUUGAACUUGGUUUGUUUCAUGUGUCGACAUUGUUCUCUCCUUUUGUGAAUUCGCACUAUUUUUAAUGAAGCCAUCGUUAUUGAAAUGACUAAAUUAAUGCAGUUUGAGAUAUGACUAAAUAUGUGGAUCUGAUCAGCAUGAGAUAUAUAUAUAUAUUAUGUACAUAAACCAUAUUAGCAGUAGACAAUAGAUUAUGACACAGGGUUUACCACUUGACAUUUCCUAGGACGUGCCCUGUAUAUGAAGUGCCCUGUAUAUGAAGUGCCCUGUAUAUGAGGCUGCCAGUGAGUCUCAUGUCUGCAGUACAAUACCCUUUUGCAGAUCAAUUUACCCUACCCGGAGGCUGUGGGCGAAGCCUAAAGCACGCUGGCAUUUUUAGCAUAGUUACUUGGCCGCCAGUAGGAUUGUCUCAUUACGUUCUCACCAAGACUUAAAGGGAUUCUGUCAUGAUUUUUAUUUCUAAAUUACAUUGUUUACACUGCAAAUACUACCAUGUAACAUUUUAUUCCUGAACCAGCAAGUGUAUUUUUUUAGUUCUAAUAUUGGUGUGUAGGUCAUUUCGCCUGGUCAUGUGCUUUCAGAAAGAGCCAGCACUUUAGUAUGGAACUGCUUUCUGGCAGGCUGUUGUUUCUCUUACUCAUUGUAACUGAAGGAGUCGCAGUGAGACUUUUAAUAUUGAGUGCUGUUCUUAUAUCUUAUCUUGUGUCAGGGAGUUUUUAUCUGGUUACCUUCCCAUUGUUCUGCUGCUGGGGAGGAAAGGGGAGGGGAUGGUAUGACCCCAACUUGCAGUGCAGCAGUAAAGAGUGACUGCACAAGUCACGUGACUGAGAGCACCCGGGAAACUGACAAUAUGUCUAGCCCCAUGUCAGAUUUCAAAAUUAAAUACAAAAAAGGCUGUUUUGAAAAAUGGAUUUCAGCGCAGAAGUCUGCUGGAACAGCACUAUUAUUAACUGAUGCUUUUUGAAAAAAAAAAAACAUGUUUUCCUGUGACAGAAUCCCUUUAAGGUAUCCAUGCUAUUGGCCCAUAAGUAUCAGAAGAGGGUGCACCAGCUUCCAUCCGAGUGACAUCCCUGUUUAUUUAUUUACAGUCCCAUUAAUUCUGCAUGCACGUUAUCAUGUGAUCAGUUGGUUUCACUUUUACACUGGAAACCAAAUGUAACAAUUGCAUCUGACUGCCUUGAACAGUAAUUGCAUGCAGUGCAACCACCAGCUCCAAUACACGGGAGAUGUGAACAUGUUCUGUAUAUACAAAGCCCAUGAGCUGAUCCUUUGGCUCCUUGCGUAAGAAUACCAUAAUAAUGUAUGCAUUUAUAAUACUUUGUCGCAUAACCACUGGAUGUGUAUCCCUAUAUCUGUAGGUGCAGAACUAUACAAUGAGGCUGUUUUUUCCAUUCUCUGUUCAGAUUGGAAUAAAGAUAUGCACCACUCUCAUGACUUCACAUGUACAAGCGGGUUCAUUUAAGGCUUAUUUAUGGGCCAAAUGUGAAAAGAGGCUGAUUUUUAAGGAAGGGACCUCCCAUUACAUUGGAAUCAUUUAUUUUUCCCACCUGACAUUCUAACAUUCCCUGUCAAAAAAAAAAAAAAAAAAAA
Molecule: messenger RNA, 3029 nt
Organism: Xenopus laevis (African clawed frog)
Lineage: Eukaryota; Metazoa; Chordata; Amphibia; Anura; Pipidae
Gene: macir.L
Product: macrophage immunometabolism regulator L homeolog
Biological process (GO): negative regulation of cytokine production involved in inflammatory response; negative regulation of fibroblast migration
Cellular component (GO): cilium; cytoplasm
Source: RefSeq, marked provisional